Laetiporus sulphureus 93-53 is the source of this 2286-nucleotide messenger RNA. Its product is annotated as glycoside hydrolase family 85 protein. Gene Ontology annotation, molecular function: mannosyl-glycoprotein endo-beta-N-acetylglucosaminidase activity. The record is from RefSeq and is a predicted model, not a curated record. Bases 1 to 2286 code for a protein of 761 amino acids. Gene Ontology annotation, biological process: protein deglycosylation. The transcript has 7 exons. Gene Ontology annotation, cellular component: cytoplasm. NCBI's taxonomy places the organism in Eukaryota, Fungi, Basidiomycota, Agaricomycetes, Polyporales, Laetiporaceae.
AUGCCUCUAAGAGGGUCCAAUCAUUCUGAGAAUGUCCUCGCAUCCGCACCGUACUUCAAGAGUCUUGAAGAACUGGACAUAUGGGCAGAGAGAGCCCAUGCAAGGUUGACCGGUAUUAUCGAAUAUACGCCUCGUGAGGCAGUCGACGGCGUGGAAUCCGAGAGUGCAGGAAAAUUACUUGUCUGUCAUGAUUAUAAGGCUGCGCUGCAGGGCGGCUACACAGAGUCGCCGUCUGGAUUUGCUUAUACAUUCAAUUUCUGGUAUCUCUGUGAUACUUUCAUAUAUUUCUCGCAUCACCGGGUCACAAUACCUCCGCCUGGCUGGAUCAAUGCAGCACAUCGUCAAGGUGUCAAGAUACUUGGCACAUUAAUUUUCGAGGAUUCCGGCCAACAGGACUGUCUGCGCCUUCUAGUUGGACGGCUUCCCAAAUCGAAGACAGGAGCUGCAAAACACUCUGCCAGUACUUCACUGCCGCUAUCUCCUCACUACGCACGGCUCCUUGCCGAUCUCGCCUUCCAGAGAGGAUUUGACGGAUAUCUGCUCAAUGUUGAAUGCCCCUUGCUGGGAGGCAUUGAGCAGACAAGAGUCUUUUCAGCAUGGAUCGCUCUUCUAGAGAGUGAGCUCAGGCGGAAGGUCGGUCAGCACGCCGAAGUGAUCUGGUACGACAGUGUCAUCAUAAGUGGAGACCUAAGGUGGCAGGAUCGCCUCAACAAUUACAACCUCCCAUUGUUCAUACCUUCAUCCGGGUUCUUCACAAACUACACAUGGGCUCAUGACUACCCGUCCCUGACGGCUCAAUACUUCUUGUCGUUAGAUCCGUCACUCAUGCCUCGCCCAAAGCGUCUACGGGAUAUCUACGUUGGUGUCGACGUCUGGGGCCGCGGACAGCACGGUGGCGGAGGUUUCGGAUCAUUCAGAGCGAUCUCACACAUCGAUCCGGUGUUUCUGGGUCUGAGUGUUGCUCUAUUCGGCCACGCGUGGACAUGGGAGACCGAGCAAGACAAGCCGGGAUUCACAUGGGAGACGUGGUGGGAGUACGAGCGCAGAUUGUGGGUUGGUCCGCGGACAUCCGAUGAGGUAAUCGCGUUGCCUCCGGACAAGCGAAGGCAGGGCGAGCCUGAAUGCCAGCAUGGCCCUUUCGUCCCUUUAUCCUCGUUCUUUGCCCGGAAGCCUCCGCCCAAUCCAGUAAAUAUGCCGUUCCUGACUUGGUUCUCUCCUGGAAUCGGACGCGCAUGGUUCGUGAAUGGUAUCAAGGUGCACGAGUCAGACGAAGGCUGGACCGACUUGGAUAAGAAUUCAUCUUUGGGAGACAUGGUGUGGCCGCGCCCGGUGCCUAAAUGGGAGCAUGCGGAUCAAGGCGAGCCUCCCACGGCAUUAACGACGGUGUGCAUGGACGAUGCAUGGCUUGGUGGGAGUUCCCUCCGCCUCUCACUCUCCACAUCUGGAUCAGACGCGGAAGACGCAAUGUUCCAAUGCAUUUGGCUGCCUGUGCACUCUCUUGCUAUCUCCCCACACACAUCGUACGUUGCGACGGUGAUCUUCAGGACGGCAUCUAAACACGACGUCGAUCUGGAUGUCGGCCUGUCAGUGAAAGCCCUGACGGAUUCUGUCGCAGAAGCGUUCGAUAUCAGACCUGUCACUGGCUCUGGCAACCUCCCUAAUGGUUGGUCAGAGUUGAUGAUAGAGUUUAGUAUCGCAACAGAACCAGCAAGAGAUGUUCUAGCUGCAGUCGGCUUAAUUAUCGGUUUUACUUUGGAAGAUUCGACCAAACCGGUAGACUUCUUCAUCUCGCUGGGACUGUUGGCUAUAUCCCCGAGUGUAGGCACCUCUGGUAUCUCUGUCCAUCAGCCUAGAGUACUGUGGGCAGACUUUGAUCCCGCGACCGCAGACAAUGUAGCAGGACCAUUCAUCGGAACACUCAAGUGGGAAGUCGCCGCGUCAUUCGCUCCUUUGAAAAACAUUACUAUCAGUCGCAACGGCGAAGAUCCCACACCUUUGUGGUCGUUUUCCUCCUCGUUCCCUUCGUUCUCAUUCUUCAACAUCUACAUCGUGCCCCACGCAGGUGCUGGCCACCAAUUUGACCCCAACGAGGCGGUCUGGAUCGGCACAACGGGCUUGACUGGCAACAGAAAUAGUUUCUACGUCGACGCAGCUUGCCUCCCCGAGAAUUUGAAGCAGGCCAGAGCUGCCCGCUUCUACUUACAGGGUGUCAGCGACCGGGGAUGCGUACUGAGUUGGGAGGACUGCGCUUAUGUCGAUAUCGAUGCUCCCGCAACGGAGGUUUAA